AUUAUUUUUAUUAUUAUUAUUAUUAUAAUUAUUUUUUUGCUCCAGCCGAGAGGACGCGGCUGUGAUAACGAAGAUCUUGUGUGGACAGUAAUGACCGCACGUUUCCGAUUGCCUGCUGGCAGAACCUACAAUGUCCGAGCAUCAGAGUUGGCCCGAGACAGACAGCAUACAGAGGUGGUUUGUAACAUUCUUCUUCUGGAUAACACUGUACAGGCUUUCAGAGUAAAUAAACAUGAUCAGGGACAAGUUCUGUUGGAUAUAGUCUUCAAGCAUCUUGACUUGACUGAGCGAGACUAUUUUGGUUUACAGUUGGCUGAUGAUUCCACAGAUAACCCAAGGUGGCUGGAUCCAAACAAACCAAUAAGGAAGCAGCUAAAGAAGCUGUUUUUGUUAACUUUAGGAGGAUCUCCUUACAGUUUGAACUUUAGAGUCAAAUUCUUUGUAAGUGACCCCAACAAGUUACAAGAAGAGUAUACAAGGUAUCAAUAUUUUUUGCAAAUUAAGCAAGACAUUCUUACUGGAAGAUUGCCCUGUCCUUGUAAUACUGCUGCCCUUUUAGCUUCAUUUGCUGUUCAGUCUGAACUUGGAGACUACAAUCAGUCAGAAAACUUGCCAGGCUACCUCUCAGAUUAUUCUUUCAUUCCUAAUCAACCUCAAGAUUUUGAAAAAGAAAUUGUGAAGUUACAUCAGCAACACAUUGGCUUAUCUCCUGCAGAAGCAGAAUUUAAUUACCUAAACACAGCACGUACCUUAGAACUCUACGGAGUUGAAUUCCACUAUGCAAGGGAUCAAAGUAACAAUGAAAUCAUGAUUGGAGUGAUGUCAGGAGGAAUUCUGAUUUACAAGAACAAGAUACGGAUGAAUAUCUUUCCGUGGUUGAAGAUUGUAAAAAUUUCUUUUAAAUGCAAACAAUUUUUUAUUCAACUUAGGAAAGAAUUGCAUGAAUCUAGAGAAACAUUGCUGGGGUUUAAUAUGGUGAACUACAGAGCAUGUAAAAAUUUGUGGAAAGCAUGUGUAGAACAUCACACAUUCUUCCGCCUGGAUAGACCACUUCCACCUCAAAAGAAUUUUUUUGCACAUUAUUUUACUCUGGGUUCCAAAUUCCGGUACUGUGGGAGAACUGAAGUCCAGUCAGUUCAAUAUGGCAAAGAAAAGGCAAAUAAAGACAGGAUAUUUGCGAGAUCUCCAAGUAAGCCUUUGGCACGGAAAUUAAUGGAUUGGGAAGUAGUCAGCAGAAAUUCAUUAUCUGAUGACAGGUUAGAAACACAAAGCCUCCCAUCCCGGUCUCCUCCUGGAACUCCCAAUCACCGGAAUUCUGCAUUCGCACAAGAGGGCACCCGGGUCCGACCGUCUUCAGUUGGUCAUUUGGUAGACCACAUGGUUCACACAUCCCCCAGUGAUGAUUUUGUAAAUCAGAGAUCUCCGUCGUCAACACAAGCUAAUAGCAUAGUUCUGGAAUCAUCACCAUCACAAGAGACCCCUGAAGAUGGGCAGCCUCCAGCUUUACCACCCAAACAAUCUAAGAAAAACAGUUGGAACCAAAUUCAUUUUUCCCAUUCUCAACAAGAUCUAGUCAACCAUAGUAAUGAAACCUUUGAUGUGCCCUCUUCCCCUGAAAAGUCCACUCCUAAUGGUGGCCUUCCACAUGAAAAUCUUGUUCUAAUCAAAAUGAAACCUGAUGAAAAUGGAAGGUUUGGUUUCAAUGUAAAGGGAGGAUAUGAUCAGAAGAUGCCUGUAAUUGUGUCCCGAGUAGCACCAGGAACACCUGCUGACCUAUGUGUCCCUCGAUUGAAUGAAGGGGACCAAGUGGUACUGAUUAAUGGUCGGGACAUUGCAGAACAUACCCAUGAUCAAGUAGUCUUGUUUAUUAAAGCUAGCUGUGAGAGACAUUCUGGGGAACUCGUGCUUCUAGUUCGACCUAAUGCUGUAUAUGAUGUAGUGGAAGAAAAAUUAGAAAGUGAGCCAGACUUCCAGUAUAUUCCUGAGAAAGCCCCACUAGAUAGUGUUCAUCAAGAUGACCAUUCCCUUCGGGAGUCAAUGAUCCAGCUAGCUGAGGGGCUUAUAACUGGAACAGUACUGGCACAGUUUGAUCAACUAUAUCGGAAAAAACCUGGAAUGACAAUGUCUUGUGCCAAAUUACCUCAGAACAUUUCCAAAAAUAGAUACAGAGAUAUUUCGCCUUAUGAUGCUACACGGGUCCUUUUAAAAGGUAAUGAAGACUACAUCAAUGCAAACUAUAUAAAUAUGGAAAUUCCUUCUUCAAGUAUUAUAAAUCAGUACAUUGCUUGUCAAGGGCCAUUACCACACACUUGUAAAGAUUUUUGGCAAAUGACUUGGGAACAAGGCUCCACCAUGGUGGUGAUGUUGACCACACAGGUUGAACGUGGCAGAGUUAAAUGUCACCAGUAUUGGCCAGAUCCCACAGGAAGCUCAUCCUAUGGAUGCUAUCAAGUCACCUGUCACUCUGAAGAAGGAAACCCUGCCUAUAUUUUCAGAAAGAUGACACUGUUUAACCAAGAGAAAAAUGAAAGUCGUCAACUCACUCAGAUUCAGUACACGGCCUGGCCUGACCACGGAGUGCCUGAUGAUUCCAGUGACUUUCUGGAUUUUGUUUGUCAUGUCCGAAACAAGAGGGCUGGAAAGGAAGAGCCGAUUGUUGUUCAUUGCAGUGCUGGAAUUGGAAGGACUGGGGUUCUUAUUACUAUGGAAACUGCCAUGUGUCUCAUUGAAUGCAAUCAACCAAUUUAUCCAUUGGAUAUUGUAAGAACAAUGAGAGAUCAAAGAGCCAUGAUGAUCCAAACACCCAGUCAAUACAGAUUUGUCUGUGAAGCUAUUUUGAAAGUAUAUGAAGAAGGCUUUGUUAAACCUUUAACACCACCAUCAAAUAAAUAAGAAAACAAAAAAAAUGGGAUAAGUAUUGGGAAACUAAUUUUUGUUAUAUUCGCUGUGCCAUAAUACUGCUUGCAGGCAAUGG
This is a messenger RNA of Phodopus roborovskii (desert hamster), 2974 nucleotides long. It is a transcript of the gene Ptpn4, whose product is annotated as protein tyrosine phosphatase non-receptor type 4. Gene Ontology annotation, molecular function: cytoskeletal protein binding; protein tyrosine phosphatase activity. Lineage: Eukaryota; Metazoa; Chordata; Mammalia; Rodentia; Cricetidae. The transcript has 27 exons. Gene Ontology annotation, biological process: protein dephosphorylation. The coding region runs from base 91 to 2892 and encodes 933 amino acids. The record is from RefSeq and is a predicted model, not a curated record. Gene Ontology annotation, cellular component: cytoplasmic side of plasma membrane; cytoplasm; cytoskeleton.